UGUAUUGUCAUUGACGUCCUCUGUGGUUCAUCAAAGUAUCAAAAAUAAUCUCACUCAUGCAUUUAUGUGGUUUAACUUCGCAUGUUAUUUCUCAGUUUUUUUUUGUGUCUUUCCUCUACUCAGGCCUUUUAAAUGCUACCAUAUCUGGGGAUGACAUAGGGGAUGACAUAGGGCUGCUGGACACAGUAAAAAUGUGUGUCCAUGGGGGCAUCUUCCUGACCACCUUUUUCUUGACCUACCUCAUUGUGGUGACAGUGUUCCACACAGCCGAGCCGCGCCGCAACGUCCGCUUCGUUCUGCUGUGCCAGCACUGUGCCUGUGUGACCAGCUUCAACGCGGUGGGCACCAUCCUGCACGGCCUCCGCGCCCUCCUCCGCGUGUCCAUCAACCGCCUGACCUGCUGGGUCCUUUUUGACUUCCAGGUGGCUCUAGGCCGUGGCAUGGGCAUCACCCUCACACUCAUGGCCCUCAACACCUGCCUGUCCAUCCUGCGGCCUCUCCACUACCCAGCGCUGGUGCGUCGCAUUCGGUCUUCCGUCAUGGCGCUGGCUUGGUUCGUGGCCCUGCUCAACCCGGUUCUGUUCACUGCUCUGGCCUGCGCUCAGCCCUCUUGGGCCUAUGUGGUGGAGCUGGACCCCGUGUGCUCCACCACGCUGGAGAGUCCCACGUCUCGGUUCAGCAGCCUGGCGCUGGUGGUGUUCUUGGUACUGCUCAUCAUGACCAGCUAUGUGCUCAUCUACAUGGAGGGCUGCCGGGCGGGGCAUUUCUCACGCUCCAACAGCAGCGGGCGCCUCACCAUCCUGAUCCACAUGCUACAGAUGAUCCUGUACCUGCUCCCUCUGGUGCCCAUCAUCACCAGGUGGAAGCACAAUAUGGCCGCCACAGUGACCAACUUCGUGGUGUUCCUAGUGGGGCAGGCACUCAGCCCCGUGGUGUACGGCCUGCGUUGCCGGGAACUCCGAGAGCAACUUCCCCACUUCCUCCCCCGCUGGACAAAAGUUUUCCAGACCUGCAGAGACACCACAGACUGCUCUAGUACAGAGACCCCCACUCAGCACUGGAACUGCAAUGAUCUCCAGAACCGUGACUAGUACAGGGACCAUAACCAGCGCAAAGACCACACUCAGCAUCGGAACCUGUGCUACAAUAGAGACUAUAGCCAGUAUGGAGUCUGCUUCAUAUGAAGGACCUGGAAUACACUUAGAGAGCCCAGCAAAUACAGAAACCACAGUGUGCACAUGGACCAAUAUAGAGAAUGAAGCCAGUGACGUAACUGAAGCCAGUGGACUGACUGAAACUAGUAUAGAGACUGAAGCCAGUGGACUGACUGAAAC
This is a messenger RNA of Oncorhynchus nerka (sockeye salmon), 1334 nucleotides long. Its product is annotated as putative olfactory receptor 1F12P. The transcript has a single exon. Bases 57 to 1091 code for a protein of 344 amino acids. Gene Ontology annotation, molecular function: olfactory receptor activity; odorant binding. Gene Ontology annotation, cellular component: membrane. The record is from RefSeq and is a predicted model, not a curated record. NCBI's taxonomy places the organism in Eukaryota, Metazoa, Chordata, Actinopteri, Salmoniformes, Salmonidae. Gene Ontology annotation, biological process: detection of chemical stimulus involved in sensory perception of smell.